AUGGCACCGAAAGAUUAUAGCACAAAAGGCCCACAACAACAGCAGUUGUACUUGCAACAUCAUCACCAUAGGAGGAGUACUCCCGUUUCCUUGGACGAUGAAAUCAGCUUGGUCAGCUCAGGAAGCAAUACUUUAAAUGACAAACAUCCACGGGGAUGGAAACUUAGCCUGCUAAUUCACUUGAGGAAGCUAAUGCGUGGGGAAGACGACACGAUAACAACAGCCGAAGAGGGGGAAACCGAUAGCGAUCAAUCGAGCCAACAACCACAGCAUCAACAAUUGGCGAGUAAAUGGGGAUCAGCUGCCAUGACUACUGUGGCAGUCUUUCUAUUGUACAAAUUUGCAAAGAAUCGAAGACUGAAACAACGGUUAUGGCCCAUUCUCUUGGCAUUGUUCAAGAAACCAGAUCAUCAGAAUGCUAUGCAAGUUUCAUUGUCACUACUCCGAUCAGCGGCUGUCCAAGGGAUCAUUACAAAAGCCUUGAUUGGAACUUCGGAAAUUGUAUUUCAAGACUCAUCAUCCAAAAAGUGGAAGCGAUCAGCCCUUCCGCCGAACAGUCCCACCCUGCAAUCGGAUUUGCUCGAGUUGUUGUCAAAGAAUGGUUGUGGAGAUGUCUCCACGAUGCCACCAACGGUAUGGUCCAAGCUGAGCGGGCCUCUUCUCACUGCACUUCCCUUUGUUUACUUGGGUUUGGUAUACAAGAUUUUCAAGAAUCUUCAUGGCGAUGAUAAUAGCAAUGCCAAUUCCAAACUCCUGGAUAACUCGAAACAAACAACGAGAUUUACUGACAUUGCUGGAGUCGAUUCCAUCAUUGGAGAAGUGAACGAUAUUGUUAGCUAUUUGAAAAAUCCAAGCUACUAUCUACAGCUAGGGGCGCAGCCCCCACGAGGAGUUCUGUUGCAUGGGCCACCUGGUUCCGGAAAGACGCUCUUGGCUCAAGCGCUUGCUGGCGAAGGGGAUUGCGAUGCCUUUAUUACUUGCAGUGGUUCAGAAUUCUGUGAGAUGUAUGUUGGAAGAGGAGCUGCACGUGUUCGAUCUGUCUUUGCCGAAGCACGAAAGACUGCAACCCAGAAUCACAAAGAAACAUCGUCGUGGUUCUCAUGGAAUCCUUAUCAAAGAAGGAGGAUACAGUCUCACGGCAGAAGCAAGAAUAGCAAUCUGAGACCGCCUACCGCUAUUAUCUUUAUUGACGAAUUGGAUGCCUUGGCCAAGUCCCGAUCUGGAGGUAAUGGUACAAGCAACGACGAACGUGAUCAAACUCUGAAUCAGUUGCUCAUUGAAAUGGAUGGCUUCUCAUCCCGCCAAUGUGGUGUCACGAUCAUUGUGAUUGCGGCUACGAAUCGUGCCGAUGUCUUGGACCCUGCCAUUCUCCGCCGAUUUGAUCGACAGAUCCAUGUUCCAUACCCAAAUGCCGUUGGCCGAAGAGAAAUUCUAAAGAUCCAUGCCCGCAAAAUCCAAUGUCAACGCCAUGCGGUGAAUUGGGAUAUCCUGGCCGCGCAAUCCAGCAACUUUUCGGGAUCAGACCUGAGGAAUGUGGUGAACGAUGCUGCUUUGUUGGCUGUCCGUGACCGUAGUCAGUCCGUCCAAGAAAAACACCUAUUGCAGGCCCUACAACGAGCCCGUGCCAUGAGAGGGAACUUACAAACAACGGGCAAUGGACUGAUUGGCAACAAUGGAAGCUUGCUCUGGACUUUUGCCAAUAGCCAUGAUGGCCCCCCCUCAAUGUAA
This is a messenger RNA of Cylindrotheca closterium, 1728 nucleotides long. The record is from the annotation of a GenBank genome assembly. Lineage: Eukaryota; Bacillariophyta; Bacillariophyceae; Bacillariales; Bacillariaceae.